AUGCAGCUCUCCAAUGGAACGAUCAUAGAGCAUGAUGAAUCCGACUUCACUAGAAACCUUGCCAUCGAAGUGAGCCACUUCGUCAAGAAAAUCGACGUCCCAGGACCAAGGGGCUUCCAGAACUACCAUGUCCCUCUUUCCAUCAGCCACAUCCUGCAGCGUAACAAGAAGCUGUGUUCAAAUCCUCGUCGUCUCGUUCUCAAGCGAACGCGAGCUGGCAGCAAGCUGGAGAUAUGCAGGCAUGUUCUAAACCCCGACGAUAUCCGCCAGCACGGGAAGGCAAGAUGGUUCAGUAAGUCCAUUCAGGGAGCCAAUCCACAGGUUGAAGCGACUUCAGAGCCGACAGCAGAGGAAGCAGGAGUGGGAGACGACGAAGCAGAAGAUUCACUCUUCGUAGAACAAGCAGAAGACGAUGACGAAGGCUAUGCGGAGGGACCAUCGCAGACACCGACGUCAGAACAUACCUGUCCCAGCGACACACCAAGCGCCCCUCAGGCGAAUGAAGACGGCGCCACGACAUCGGCAUCGCAAGGCUUCGAGUCUCCAGGUCGCUUGCCAUCUCCACCAGCCAGCCUGUUUGGGGAUUGA
Fulvia fulva is the source of this 588-nucleotide messenger RNA. RefSeq lists its product as uncharacterized. The record is from RefSeq and is a predicted model, not a curated record. NCBI's taxonomy places the organism in Eukaryota, Fungi, Ascomycota, Dothideomycetes, Mycosphaerellales, Mycosphaerellaceae. The coding region runs from base 1 to 588 and encodes 195 amino acids. The transcript has a single exon.